CAAAGAGCCGUGAGGAGGGCGUGACUUCGGGGGGAUAUUAGGGGUGAGGGGGAGAAUACUACAGAGAAGGGGAGAGAGAGAAACCCAGGUGUGGAGAUCCCCAAAUAUCCCCCCUUUCAACCCCAUCGAUCGCUACCAACAACCUCUCUCUCUCUCUCUAAACCAAUAGUGCUAACCAACCUUGGCCGCGAGGGACGUGGUGCGUCUCUCUUCUCUUUUAUUUUCUCUGCUGGGCUUCUGCUGCCGUGGCUGCUGUACCUCAUCCGUCUGUACCUGGUUCGAAGUUUUUUCUUUGAAUUCGUCUUUUCCUGGUCUUGGGUAGAGGAUGAUCUUGUAGGUGGUUUGGUAAGGGUGGGGGAGUUGAGAUUCGAUGGAGAGUUCGGGUGGGAACGAUGUGGAGCUUUUGUCAAAGACGCUGCAGGUGGAGCACAAGCUUUUCUACUUCGAUCUCAAGGAGAACCCUCGCGGUCGUUACCUUAAAAUCUCGGAGAAGACUUCCGCUACCAGGUCCACCAUCAUCGUCCCCGUCAACGGCAUUGUCUACUUCCUAGAUCUCUUCAAUUACUACGUCAAUUCCGACGAGCAGGAGGUCUUUAGCAAGGAGUUGCACCUGGACACCAAAGUUUUCUACUUUGACAUCGGAGAGAACAAAAGAGGUCGAUUUUUGAAGGUUUCAGAGGCGUCUGUAAGCAGAAAUCGCAGCACAAUAAUAAUUCCUGCUGGAAGUGCUAGGGAUGAAGGAUGGGCAGCAUUCAGGAACAUAUUGGCAGAAAUAUAUGAUGCUUCUAGAUUGUUUAUUCUACCAAAUCAGCAAACCUCUGAAUCAUCAGAACGACUCACUGGGCUUUCAGAUGAUGUGGGAGCCGGGUUCAUUUCAGGCCACAGUACUCAGGCAACACCAGCAGCUGAACUGAAUGUUGAGAGGUCAGUUGAGCUGCCACCAUCAGACGAAAUGGGCAGUAUGGGUCUAUCCAAGGUGAUCAGAGCUGACCAGAAACGCUUCUUCUUUGAUCUUGGUAGCAACAACCGUGGUCAUUUCCUGAGGAUAUCUGAGGUGGCGGGAGCUGAUCGAUCUUCAAUCAUUCUGCCCAUAUCAGGGCUGAAACAGUUCCAUGACAUGAUUGGUCAUUUUGUUGAGAUUACCAAGGAUCGAAUUGAGUCGAUGACCGGACCUAACAUUAGGACAGUGGAACCUGCCCAGAGAUGAAUCCAGCGUCUUGGAGGUAAAGAGGUCACCUUUUUUCUCCCAGUUUGAAUAUUUAUGUGUGAGGAGGUGGGGGAUGGGGUUGGGGGAGGUCUUCGUGCUAUUGUGUAGGUAUGCUGUCCCUUUUUUCUUUUUCUUGAUAUCAUUGGGUAGGAAAUAAUGUGUUUCUCUGUUGAGGUCCGGAGAGAGUUUGUUUGCCAGGUGCAGCUACUGCUUUUCAGACGAAUAAAUGGGACGGGGACUUACAAAUGUCUUUGUAAUGUGUGUCUUUUGAUUGUGGAGAUAUUGUUUCCUUCAUGUUGUUUCAUGGUGGUCUUGAAAAGUUUGAUUUUUGUUUUUGGCUCA
This is a messenger RNA of Nymphaea colorata (pocket water lily), 1549 nucleotides long. RefSeq names its product transcription factor Pur-alpha 1. NCBI's taxonomy places the organism in Eukaryota, Viridiplantae, Streptophyta, Magnoliopsida, Nymphaeales, Nymphaeaceae. Gene Ontology annotation, biological process: regulation of transcription by RNA polymerase II. The transcript is spliced from 5 exons. Bases 371 to 1207 code for a protein of 278 amino acids. Gene Ontology annotation, molecular function: RNA polymerase II transcription regulatory region sequence-specific DNA binding; purine-rich negative regulatory element binding; DNA-binding transcription factor activity, RNA polymerase II-specific. Gene Ontology annotation, cellular component: nucleus. The record is from RefSeq and is a predicted model, not a curated record.